This is a messenger RNA of Saccostrea cuccullata (small rock oyster), 854 nucleotides long. RefSeq names its product synaptotagmin-like protein 2. The transcript has 6 exons. The coding region runs from base 1 to 846 and encodes 281 amino acids. Gene Ontology annotation, cellular component: plasma membrane; exocytic vesicle. NCBI's taxonomy places the organism in Eukaryota, Metazoa, Mollusca, Bivalvia, Ostreida, Ostreidae. Gene Ontology annotation, molecular function: neurexin family protein binding. The record is from RefSeq and is a predicted model, not a curated record. Gene Ontology annotation, biological process: exocytosis.
AUGUAUUUACGCAAUUGUCAAGAGUACGACUGGUUUGAAAAUGUUAGACCAUUGACCAGAAAUCUUCAUUGUCCAGUUAGUGGGAAAAAUCACGAAGUUCUUUCCGUGAUGAUCAUGGAUUGGUGCCUUGAAAUUUUAUUAUGGAAUUAUACAGGAUCUGGAAUUGUCGGAGAUCCUGCUUAUCCUGAGACUUUCUGGAGGGAAACAAACUGGUACAGGAUCUCGCCAGAGAGUCCAUGUUUAGAGACCAUUGUUUAUUGUGAAGACGACACAGAAAGCUAUUGUAUUUCCCAGUUUGAGGAACAGAGUCCGAAAGAUGAAACCGAAAACUCGUUUUCAUCUUUUGAUGAUCUUCUAGAUAAGAAGAAAAAAGAAAGCUCUAGAUACAGCAUUGCUUUGGAUUCUAAGGCCAACGAUCAUGUGAGGGAUACUGCCCCUGCUAUAUGCCUAGGAUUGAAAUACAACAAUAACUUGAAGAGUCUAGAUGUGUCCAUUAUGGAAUGUCGUAACCUCCCUUUUGUGGAUUGGAAGAAACAACAGUCAAAUCCAUAUGUUAAAUCAUAUUUAGUUAUCGCAGAUAUCAAAUACGGCAAAAGGAAAACAAAGGUCAUGCCAUCCUCAACCAAUCCGAGGUUCUAUGAAUUAUUUCGGUAUUUUAUAUCAAAAUCGGACUUACAAGAUUCAGAAUUACUGGUAACAGUUUGGCACUAUAAUAAAUACGGUAGGAACUUCUGUAUUGGCCAGAUGACCAUUCAGUUUGAGGAGCUCUGCUUCGGUGAACCGUAUACAAGGUGGUAUAAGCUUGAACAAACCGGAGAAACUUACCACUCUUGUUUUAUGUUAUGAACAGCUGC